AUGGUGGUAAGAGAGGAAGGAUACAGUUAAAAUCGCGCCAAAGCAUCGAGAAUAUCGGUAGCUAGAAGAACCCGAAGAGAGUAUUCCUCGCCGAGUGAUCCAAAGACUUGUCCUUUACUACUCAGAUGUUUCACAGGCUCUCUUCCUCUUUCUCUCGCUCCAUCAUCUUCCCCAAAUCCCGCUCUUUUCCUCAACAUCUCCGUCACGCACCUAUCCUCUCUUAUUCCUCUUUGAAAAUGACCGAUACCCAGACGCCCGACAACCUCAAAACCCCGAAUUCGUCCCCGAUUCCGUCUCCGACCAAACCCGAAACCCUUCGCUCCCUCGAAUUUCAAAUGGGUUCCUGCUUCAGCGUCGAUCCGAUCAUCCCGCCGCCGAAUCAGAUCGUCAUCGUCAUCAGCGGUCCAAGCGGAGUCGGUAAAGACGCGGUGAUCAACAAGCUUCGAGAGGUUCGUCAAGGUCUUCAUUUCGUCGUUACGGCCACUAGCCGUCCGAUGAGACCCGGUGAAGUAGACGGGAAAGACUACUUCUUUGUCUCGAGGGAACAGUUCUUGUCAAUGGUGGAGAAAGAGGAGCUUCUGGAAUACGCACUCGUUUACGGCGAGUACAAGGGAAUUCCGAAGAAGCAGAUUCAGGAAUUCAUGGCGAAAGGGGAAGACAUUGUUCUAAGAGUGGACAUUCAAGGAGCUCAGACGCUGAGGAGGAUUCUUGGUAGCUCCGCCGUGUUUGUUUUCAUCGUGGCGGAGAGCGAGCUUGCGAUGGUGGAGAGGUUGAUUGAUCGGAAGACGGAGAGUCAGGAGGAGCUGCUUGUUAGAGUCGCCACGGCGAGAGAAGAGGUUAGGCAUCUGAAGAAAUUCGAUUACGUUGUGGUCAAUGCCAAAGGGAGGCUUGACGAUGCGGUUAACCGCGUCGAAUCUAUUAUCGACGCCGAGAAAUCUAAAGUUCAUCAAAGAGUUGUUCGGAUUUGAUGUGCAGAUAUCAUUGUCUGGAGCAUAUCGCUCGCUGUCUCCAGACACUGUUAUUGCGGACCAAAUUAGUUUUUGUUCCGGCAUGCGUAAUUUCGUUCCAAGGUGAAUCCUCCUCAGUGUUUACGAAGACUCAUAUCUUUAACACUUUAAGAUUCUGUUAUUAUGAUCCUCAAAAGUUGAUCGAUCAAUCCUUAACAUGAUGUAAUGUAGCAUUGUUGAGAAUAGUUUAAUUAGUAACUUUACAAGAUGGCGAGAGGCGGCUGAGUUCCAAGAACUCCGGAACAUGUUUAUGUUAGUUUUGAACCCUUUUUAUAAUUCGUAAACGUAUAA
Molecule: messenger RNA, 1298 nt
Organism: Eutrema salsugineum
Lineage: Eukaryota; Viridiplantae; Streptophyta; Magnoliopsida; Brassicales; Brassicaceae
Product: guanylate kinase 3, chloroplastic
Exons: 2
Coding region: 126-968 (280 amino acids)
Biological process (GO): purine nucleotide metabolic process
Cellular component (GO): cytosol
Molecular function (GO): GMP kinase activity
Source: RefSeq, a predicted model, not a curated record